GCACGGAACACCGCAGUAAAUACGCUGUCGAGGAGGCGGGGUUUCAACAUCUCAGCUCCGGGAGAGAAAAAAAAACGUCUCUAAUCCAGUAGUUCAGGUGCCGCCGAAGUCGACCAUUGCUCCUCUCCACCGCCGCGCAUCAGCGAGCCGCAGCGGGACCGCGCGAGCUCCGAGGGACGCGAGGGUGACGGAGGCGUCCCGAGUGGGGCUUUUUUUUUUUGUUUGGUUGUUGUUGUUGUUGUUGUUUUGCUGAUAGAAAAGAAACAGCAAGAGAAGCCAGAAGUUUCCGCGGCGGUGAACGCAGUACUUUCUCCUGAGGGUGGUGUUUUUUUUUUUUUAAUGAUUUUUUUUUUAAAUUUAUGUAUAUUUACUUUACCAGCGUCUGCGCCUUUCAGUUAACGUGACAUGUUUUGACCAGCGACUCCUUCGGCUUCUCGGUCCCUCCUCCCACCCCCGAAACUCCACGAAAAAUACUUCCACUCUCGCUCCCACCGGAGGAUAUUACGGCACUUAUUCUUUUUUUUUUCUCUCUCUCUGAGCCCGGCCGUGUUUCCUGUGCAGCCGGGACGAGUCUUCGCCAUGGAUGGACCUCUGAGAGGGACCAUUAAGUCCAUCUUAAACAACAUCAGGACCAUGUGGCAAAACUAGCUGACCGGCAUCCGCAACCUCCCUCCGACGCUGUUUGUGCAGAGUCAUCAAGACUGCAGGAUGACUGUGUCAUGUAACUCCGUCAUCAAAACACAUCUUAUUACAAGUAUUAGACCGCUGGAUAUCAAAGGCUUGCCAAAACAAAGACUUGGAUUGUGAGGGGGACUUUACGCGACAGACAAAGUCAAAGGAUCUCCUCCACGAGCAGCACAGAUGGAUUAGAAGCCCAUGUGCGACGGGGCAGCUGCAGCAUCUCGUGGAAUAACUUGAACCCGGACUGUCGGGGAGUCACUCCUUCGCCUCCCUCCAUCUAAAGGCAGACCCCUUUAUCCAAUGGCAUGGGCCAAGUUCUUCAGAAAGCCGGGGGGCAAUCUGGGCAAAUCCUACCAACCGGGAAGCAUGCUGUCUCUGGCCCCCACCAAGGGACUACUGAACGAACCGGGCCAGAACAGCUGCUUCCUCAACAGCGCUGUGCAGGUACUAUGGCAGCUGGAUAUCUUCAGACGCAGCUUGAGGCAGCUACCCGGACACUUUUGUCUGGGAGAAUCCUGCAUAUUUUGUGCAUUAAAGGGCAUUUUCUCCCAGUUCCAGCACAGUCGGGAGCGCGCUCUGCCCUCUGACAACCUGCGUCACGCCUUGGCAGAGACCUUUAAGGACGAGCAGCGCUUCCAGCUGGGCUUCAUGGACGACGCCGCAGAGUGCUUUGAGAACAUACUGGAGAGGAUCCACCUGCACAUCGUGCCCGAGGAGACGGAUGCGUGCACCUCCAAGUCUUGCAUCACGCACCAAAAGUUUGCUAUGACGCUUUAUGAGCAGUCUGUGUGCCGUAGCUGCGGGGCAUCCUCCGACCCGCUGCCGUUUACAGAGCUGGUGCAUUAUGUCUCCACCACCGCACUCUGUGAUCAGACGCUUCAGCGAAAAGACGAGUCAUUUGGGGAACUGUUACAAGCAGCAAAUACGAUAGGGGACCUACGUAACUGUCCAAGCAAUUGUGGCCAAAGGAUUAAGAUCAGACGGGUCCUCAUGAACUCCCCAGAGAUCGUUACCAUAGGCUUCGUCUGGGACACGGACCAGUCCGACCUCACAGAAGAAGUUAUCCGCUCGCUGGGGCCUAAUCUCAGUCUCUCUGCUCUCUUCUACAGGGUGACAGAUGAGCAUGCCAAAAAGGGCGAGCUGAUGCUGGUGGGGAUGAUCUGCUACACAAGCCGUCACUACUGUGCCUUCGCCUUCCACACCAAGUCCUCCAAAUGGGUCUUCUUUGACGAUGCCACUGUGAAGGAGAUUGGCUCCAAGUGGAAAGACGUGGUCACCAAAUGUAUCAAAGGUCACUUCCAGCCUCUCCUCCUCUUUUACGCCAACCCGGAUGGGAGUGCUAUCCCCGCAGAUGAUGCCUCAAGCCAAAACAGUGGCCAGCCUCACUACAAGACCUCUGUCAAUGGAGAAGUGCAAGGCUUCGAGUCUCCAGUUGUAGCCCUCAAGAAGCUGGACCUCACUAGGGAGAAUCUGAACACUGUGUUGGGCCAAAGCUCUUUGAAACAGAAGACCCCUUCGACCCUCAGCAAGGGCAGCGGUCAGACCGGUGUUGAACGGGGACCAGUGAAAAUUGGCAGUGGCGAUCCCAAGAGUCGCCCGAGGGAUAUUUCUCGAGAAGUUGCCCAGAGAUCAGGAGCGAUGCGUGGGAUGCAUCCAUCCAGAAGAGAGCCUGAUAGGAGCGGUCAUCGGAGGCCGGAGUUGCGCUACAGAGAUCCACGUCAGGACAGGACUUACUCCCGCUCCGUCUCCCCUCCAGAGAAUGGCUUCAAACAACACCUGGAACCCCGUCUGUACAGCAGCCAGGGAAAAGGUCCCACGCGGACAGAGCGAACGCCCCACCUUGGCGGGAGGUCCUCCCACGACCCGCCUCGCUCCCACUCGAGGGUCCAGGCGCCGCACACCGCGCCCAGCGUCAGUAGUGGUCAUCACAGUCGGAGAUUGGACCAAGUCCCCGACGGAUCCGACACUGACAGCAGCAGCCAGGACUCCAGGCAACGUCCCACGAGCAGAGGGAACAACCGCAGCAGGCCCGACCGCCCCUGGAAGCCCGUGCGCGAGGCGUUAAACGUGGACAGCGUCUUAAGCGCCGUCGAUCCGGCCAGUUCGGGGCGACGGCAGCAGAGCCCCGCGCGGAGGAGACCCAGCAGCCAGUCGCCCUCCCGGGAGCGGGAGCGGGAGCGCGAGUCCUCGUGGGCGGGCCGAGAAGAGCGCCAGCCGAAGAGCCUCAUGACCAUCUACGAGGACGAGCAGCGCCACGAAACGGGCGGCAGCCGGAGCUCGCUGGACUCGGACGGGCGCCACAGCGACAAGGACCGCUCCAAGGGCCCGGCGGUUCUCAAAGUGAGGAACGACAACUGGAAGAUCCAGCGGACUGAGUCCGGAUACGAAAGCAGCGACCGACUCAGCAACGGCUCGGCGAGCCUGGACUCCCCCGUGGUGGACAACCUCUCCUCCAAAGACCUGCGGAGCGUUCCUGAGCUGCAUUUCUCGAGGGAUCACAUCCCUCAGAGAAGAAGUGAUGAUUUGAACGCUGACUUAUCGCACUCCACAUACUCCACUGGUGAACAAGAAAGACGAUCUCCAGAUCUACAAGACGGAGACAUCCUGUCUGGUCAGCCAAUACAAAGAAGAACAGCCUUCCGAUACACUCCCGGGAUUUCGGAAAGGAACAACGGUCCCGACAGCGAACAGGAGGACGACGUGGACGGCGGCAGCCCCGUGAGCCCCGUGUCUCGCUACUUCGCAAAGACCAGCAGCUCCGAGUGGAACAGCUCGGACGACCUCGCCGGCCCCCUCUCCGAACAGGACGAGGCCGCCGCCGCCCGCCGAGACCCCCUCGCGCACGGCCAACCCCCGCCCCUCCCCCCAAAGACCUUCGGCAGCGGCGGCGGCGGCCACGCCGACCCCCGGCCGCCGGGGGUGCCGGCGCGGCUGAGCCCCCGCCGCGGGCCUAAGAGCGACUCGUCCCCGCUGUCUCACGCCGCCGUGCGUCGGUGGAUCGAGACUCCCGCCGAGCACGGGCUCUCGUCGGACGCCAGCUCCAGGUCGGGCUCGUCGGAUCACGACCGGAACGACCUGUCGGCCAGCGAGAGCGACGAGAGGCCGCCCGGUCCGGACCUCGGGCCGGAUGUGGCUUUCCCCACCACUUAUUUCUCGGUGGACAGCUGCAUGACGGACACCUACAGGGCCAAAUACCACAGGAGGCCCGUCGUGAAGGCCGAGGACCACGCGUCCUCGGGGGAGAGCGAUGUGGAAGGGAGGCUCCCUCCGUCGGACGUUCAACCGCCGGAGCUCAUCAAGAGCAGAUCGGAAUUAGGCUAUCCCACCACAAAGACUGCUGCAAAGUGGAACCUGAUUACUUCAAAAGGACUCGAUGAGCAUGGUUUCCUAUGAUUUUAGGAAGAAGCAUCAAUCGACCUUGCGUAACCCAGCGACUGGAUGCCAAAAAUAAUUGCUAUGCACUACGGCUGCUCCACAGUUUGACUCCUUCUGACUGGGAUGUGUAAUACUAUGUAUACUUGUCACACAGAAAGUUGGACAUGAAACUGGAUGCCAAAGAGAUUGUUAGAAGAACGGCAGGUGUCCUUAAUAGCUAUCCUUCAGCUUUGGUUCUGAACUACUAAACGCUUUGAAUGGAUAGUGAACUUGCACAGUACCACACAGGUACACAGGCGAAAGAAUGUUGCUGGUUGGACCGGUGGCGCUCAAAAGCAAAAAAAGGGGGGGGUUGGGUUUGUAAAGAAUGUGUCACUAAAAGCCACGUUUCCAAUCAAGAGAUUCAAAGUUUUACGUCACUCAAAGAAAUCAGCGACUUCCCUUCCGCUUCGUGAAAUGCUUCUAUUUGCUGAUUUAGAGCCUCCAGGUUUAGUGUUACAAGGGGUCUGCCUAAUGUCACAUGUUAGACUAAGCUAUAACAUUCUUUGGUGGACUUUGGAACGUAACGCAACCUAUUGAUCGCUCUUUUGGCCCGACCUCCGAGUGGAUCCCAAGGAUCCGUGUGGGGAGGCCCACAGGUUUUUCUCAUUUUGCCUGAUGAGACUUUGUCAAAGAAAAGAUGAACGGCAGGGAAACGUCUCUUGUUGGUACAUGAGGUUAUUUGAACCUAAUGGGGAUUUCUUCCGCUCCGCCUCGCCCUUCACACCCCUUCACCCAGAGUAGAUCCAAUACCUCUGACCAGGGCCUACGAAGGUACAUAUGCUUAUUGAUUGAUUGUUGGUGGGUAUGUGGCAUGGUAACCUCGAAGCAGAUCCCACUUUCCCUACGUGCACAUCCACACACUCCCUGAACAGUUUGGUUCUUUUCGUCUUUGAACUGUAUUUCUGUUUGAUUGUUUCUCUUUAACACUGAUCAGUUAUAGGCUUAAUUCGAUUGUUUAUUUUUUUUUAAUCAAUUAUGGAGUUCCCUCUCUAGUUUCUUAAGAAUACAGUGUCAUCUAGAGGUGAAUGAGCAUUUGUAAUUUUUUUGAGAGGGAUUAGUGAUGAGGUUGUGAAUUUGCGUAGUGUCUACAUUUUGUUAAUAACUGUUUAAUAUAUGCAGCAGACUCUAAUGCACAGUGCCUUUUGUAUUUUUCUAUGUCAUGACCACAUUAGAUUGGAAACAUGGUUUGUACAAUUCUGUGAUUUUUGAAAAGUUUUUGCAUUUGUAUUGAUUAAUAAUUGUUAAAUAAACCGUUUUAUUUAACCAUUAA
Messenger RNA from Pungitius pungitius (ninespine stickleback), 5368 nucleotides. RefSeq names its product inactive ubiquitin carboxyl-terminal hydrolase 53-like. The record is from RefSeq and is a predicted model, not a curated record. The coding region runs from base 982 to 4074 and encodes 1030 amino acids. NCBI's taxonomy places the organism in Eukaryota, Metazoa, Chordata, Actinopteri, Perciformes, Gasterosteidae. Gene Ontology annotation, biological process: protein deubiquitination; response to auditory stimulus; sensory perception of sound. The transcript is spliced from 17 exons. Gene Ontology annotation, molecular function: cysteine-type deubiquitinase activity. Gene Ontology annotation, cellular component: cell-cell junction.